Ceutorhynchus assimilis (cabbage seed weevil) is the source of this 2973-nucleotide messenger RNA. The record is from the annotation of a GenBank genome assembly. NCBI's taxonomy places the organism in Eukaryota, Metazoa, Arthropoda, Insecta, Coleoptera, Curculionidae.
CUGAAGGAAAACUUCAAAAGUGUGGUGACCAGCCAUGUUGGGUAGUGGUAGUGUCCGUGGAAAAAGUGUAUUCCCGUAAAAAUUCGAUUAUUUUUCGGUGUUUUUUUAUUUUUUAUUUUUGGUGUUUAGUGCUCACACGGCACAAGGAUUAUAUUAUGGCCACAAUAACGGACAAUAUGAAUUGGGGCACGGAGCUCUGGGAUCAAUAUGACACGUUAUCGAUACACACGAUGAAAGGGAUCGAUUUUUUAGAGAAAUACGGACACUUUGUGAGGGAUCGAGCCACAAUUGAAUCGGAAUAUGCCUAUAAAUUGAGACGAUUAGUAAAGAAUUACCAACCCAAGAAAAAAGACGAGGACGACUACCAAUUCACAUCCUGUCAAGCCUUCAAAGCCCUAAUGAACGAAAUAAACGAUCUGGCCGGUCAGCACGAAGUCGUAGCCGAAGAUCUACAAGCAAAUGUGAUAAAGGAACUUACCGCUUUAGUUAAGGAUUUAAGGGAAGAACGCAAGAAACAACUUCAAGAGGGUCAGAGACUGUCACAGGCACUACAAACACAAAUAGAAACUCUACAAAGAGCAAAAAAGGCUUACGAUAAGGCCUUUAAAGAAGCGGAAAAAGCGAUAGAGGGAUUUCAAAAAGCCGAUGCUGAUUUUAAUUUAUCUAGAGCAGAGGUGGAAAAAACACGUGCAAACAUGUCACAUAAAACCCAAGCGUGCGACCAGGCCAAAAACGAGUACGCCGUCCAGCUUCAGCAAACCAAUCAGCUUCAGCGGCAGCACUUUAGGUCCGGCCUACCGGAAGUUUUCAGACAGUUGCAAGAAUUAGAUGAAAAACGGAUAAAAAACAUUAAAAACUUCAUUAGGGGCAGUGUUGACAUUGAACGAGGAGUUUUCCCCAUUAUCAACAAAUGUUUGGAUGGCAUAUUGAAAGCUGCUGAUAUUAUUAAUGAAAAAGAGGAUACUCUAUUGGUAAUAGAAAAAUACAAAUCGGGUUUCCUUCCUCCAGAGGAUUUCCCGUUUGAAGAUUUGUCGAAAGGCGGUAGCGAUUCGGGAAGCGCGAAUAACAUUAACAAUAUACAAGUGGGUGGAAAAUUAAAAGACGGCGGCUACACGGUUAAAGGCACAAUUACAGGCAAGGCCUUGAAGAAACGUGCAGGGAUUUUCAAUAUAUUUGGCAGUCGAGGGCUUACAGAGGUCUGUAUGGCGAUUAAGAACGCUGCAAUUGCCGACGGAAAGGAGGACUUGAGCGAUUUGCCGCCGAAUCAGAGACGGAAAAAACUGAUUCAGAAACUCGAAGAGUUGCGAGGCAAAGUGUCACAAGAAACUGCCGCCAAGGAGGGCCUGAUGAAAAUGAAGGGCGUGUACGAGGCCAAUCCCGCCCUAGGCGAUCCUAGAACGAUAGAGAGUCAACUGAACGAGUGUAGUCAUAGGUUAGAAAAACUCCAGCAAGAUGUCGUCAGAUAUCAAGGAUUUUUAGAUGAUGUUGUUAAAAAUAUUCAAUCAGGUAAUCAAAAUAAUUCAAUAGCGGGUAGUCCUAGAUUGCUCAAUGGAGGAUCCCGUAGCCAUAGGAAUAGCGGUGGUAGUGCGGCAGAAGAGGACAGUCUCAGUAGAUCCGCCAGUGAUAGUAGCGUAACAAAUCCCACCAUGAACCACAACAAAAGAAUUAGUGCCCCGGGAACUCCGCAAUUAAAUCACGGUCCCGAAAGCGGCCUCGGUACUUCGCACACGUCGCUGCAUCACGUCGACUCUGACCAAGACCAGUACGACGGCAACAACGCCGAUCCGGAAAGUGAGUAUUACGAAGCCGAUUUGCUUGCACCCAUAGGUGUUUGUAAGGCGUUAUACCCAUUUGAAGCAACAAGUGAGGGUAGUAUUCCAAUGGGGCAGGAUGAGGAAUUGCAUUUGAUUGAGUUAGACCAAGGGGAUGGUUGGACGAGGGUGAGACGUAUGGAUGGGGAUGGGGAGGAAGGAUUCGUGCCUACUUCUUAUAUUGAAACUUCGGUGUUUAAGACUUAAAAUUUUCGAUGCAAUAUUAGUGAAAUGUGUAUGCGCGAGUGCGGUAUGGAAGUACAUUUAUUUGACAAGUAACAUUCCUCUUUUUACGUUAUUUAGUUUUGUUAAGAUAUAAAGUCAUUAUUAUUAUUAUUAUUAUUAAUUUAAUCAAAACACACAGACAUUUAUUUAAGCAGAUUGAUUUUUUUAUAUUUUUGUUAUUAUUUUUUAAUUAUUGUCACGAGAACAAAUCAAAAGGAAAAUUGAUCAAAAUAAUUAUUAACACAUCAUACGUCCAUUUUUUUAUGUAUUAUUAUUAUUUGUGAGGAAGGGCAAUUUGUAUGUUCCUUUUUGGCUUAGCACAAUUAUUAUUGAUACUAGCUAAUAGUUAAUAAUUACCCAUUUUAACUAGCCUUUAGGCUCAAAAAAAGGCUGUUAGUUAAAAUUGUGUUUCAAUGCUUUUUUCUUGUUGCAUUUGCCAGGGGGUCCAAAAAUGUAGCAGGUUCUCGAGUUUUUUUUUUGGCUCCCUCUAGCACAAGGCAUUUUUUAUGUAAAUACGUGCUCAUUAUUAUACUUAAUGUAACAUACCUAUACUGUAGUAAUUUGAAAAAAAAAAAAACAAAUCUAUUUUAUAGACUUUUCUAUAAUAUACAAAACAACCACUAUUAUUAUUAAUGUAAUUUAUUAAAUUCAAUUUGCCAAAUUGAGUUCAUAUUUGCUCAUUCUUUUGAGUCAACUUUUAAGGGCUUUUCAUCUCUGUAUCUCGAAAAUUGUGUUUUUCACUCUAUAUAGCAUAUCAUAACAAUUAAAAUUUGUUUUAAAAUAGUGUAAAUAAAUGUAUUUUCGUUGUUAUAUAGAUUGUCCUUGAAAGUUUAAAAAGAUUGCUCCAUAUUGUUCAAGUUGUCUGUAUUUUGUAUAUAUGACUGAACCUUGUAUAAAAAAUAUAGCAUAUUAUUAUAUCGGAAUUGAUUUGUAUAUG